Sphaeramia orbicularis (orbiculate cardinalfish) is the source of this 1740-nucleotide messenger RNA. Its product is annotated as paired mesoderm homeobox protein 2. The record is from RefSeq and is a predicted model, not a curated record. Gene Ontology annotation, biological process: regulation of DNA-templated transcription. The transcript is spliced from 3 exons. Lineage: Eukaryota; Metazoa; Chordata; Actinopteri; Kurtiformes; Apogonidae. Gene Ontology annotation, molecular function: DNA-binding transcription factor activity, RNA polymerase II-specific; sequence-specific double-stranded DNA binding. Bases 842 to 1681 code for a protein of 279 amino acids.
ACGCUGCUAUUUGUUGGUUUGGGAAAACAACAUUUGAAAAACUUUAGAACAAUAAAACUGAAUCAACAGCAGAUAAACAAAGGGUUACUAGGAAGGUUUCAGGUUUGUCAUCGUUAUCAGGAGGAGUGUAUUUAUCCUGGAACCUGCUGUUCAGGGUCGACUGCUUUUGCGCUUGUUUUCGUCUCUGCUGUUUAAAAGAACUACUCGUGUUUUCAUUAAGACGCCACUGGAAAUAAUUUGUUCUUGUUAGACUUGACAACUGUUGAACAGGUCACAGUGUUGUGUUGAUCCUUAAGGUGCGCGUUUGGAGACGAACAUACAUAAAGACAUUUUCCACAGAAGUCUCAUCCAUCUCACUGAUUGAAAUGUCACAAGCCAAAGAUGUCGGAACAUGCCCCGUGAAACCAGGGAGAGAUGAGUUAUAAGAAAAAAAACAACCUACCACAACAACAUAUGAAACCGAUUUUUGCUGCUUAUGUAGUCAGGAAAGUGAUGACGAAUACAGUAAACAGUGAUGGGGUAAUACAGAUAAUCCAGGAAGAUGAAUCACAGCUUUGCACCUUCGUCAUAUAAACCUGGCCUUGCUGAUUGUCUGGAAGUCAUGUGACUGAGAACAGAGGGAGGAGAAGCUGCAAGCUAAGGUGAGACCACCUCCACUCAAGUCUUACCUUUCCUCUCCACCCGAUACCUUAAAUCUUGCUGAGCCACAAACAGAGGCUGACCAAAGACCCAACACAACGGCUAAUUUCUUAAUCUUUUCUUCUACUUCAGCACAAAGGGAUGCCUUUCAGCUUUCCGCCAGCAUCACUAUAGGUAUGAUCCUGGCGUUUUUGACACAUUGAUGCUUAAUAGUGGACUCCUAAUAGACAUGUUCGGCCCAGGGCAACUGGUUUCUACUCUGCUGCCUGCAGUUUUCCACUCACCUGCAGCUCAUUUUUUCCCUGCCUUCCCAACUAGACUUGGCUCUCAACCUCAAAUUUUGAUCCCUGGGCCUUUUAUCAGCUAUGAAUCUUUAAGGAAUUACCUGCAGCCAGAGCCAUGCAAGGAAGCUCUGCUGCUGGCCACUCAGGCAGUCGGGAUGGGGCAGCUCACAGAAAGCCUAGAUGAACAGAGGCCAGUGAAGCAGCGUCGUGCACGGGCCAACUACAGCAGCUGGCAGCUGGAGGAGCUGGAGAAGGCCUUCGAGACCACCCACUACCCAGACAUCUUCAUGAGGGAAGCCCUGGCCCUCAGACUGGACCUGAUCGAAGCCCGAGUGCAGGUUUGGUUUCAGAACCGUCGUGCCAAAAUGAGGCGGCAGUUGAAACUCCAGGGCCAGCUUUCAGGGCCUUAUGUAAAAAGAGACAAUGAUGAAACAUCUGAGAAAGGAGGCAGGAGUUUCAAAGAGCAGACGGAAAGUUCUGACAGUGAGCGCUGGCAGAGACGACCGGAAGGACAGAACUACCCGUGGACUAAAGCUCCGAGCGCUACGCGGAGCCUGUUAACGCAGUCCGUGACGGGGAAUUCAGGGAAGUGGGAGUGUCCGGAGGGGCCGAGUUCAGAGGAGCUGCGAUCCUGCAGCAUCGCCAAACUGCGAGCCAAAGCCAGAGAGCACAAGGCCGAGAUCCAAAGCACUGUAAACAUGUCAGGAGGCGACGUGCAGCCGCAAACACAGGAAGACGAUGCCAUGCACAGUGAUUGAUUGUUUUCCUUCUUCCUGUUUGUACAGAUAAUGAUGAUAAAAAAACAGGGUCAGCAGUA